AUUUGAGAAUGGUUUUAACUUGACAAUUCAAAACUGUAGUGAAUGUUGCAGUCUUGCAUAUAUAUAUACCAUUACCAUAUUCAAGUUUACAUGAACUUGUGAGUGAGUCCACCCAUCAUUGACUUUCUAUAGAGUUGAAAAAAUUACCUAAUUGGUGGUGAUCCAAUGGUUGAAGUUGAACUGGUCGGUCACUUUGUAAGUUGAUUCUUUCUAUUAUCUUUUUUUUUUAACGUCAUUAAUUAUAGUUCCAUAAGGAUAAGGACCAGUCUUUUCCACUGAUUGACCACAUUUACUCCAAACAAAGAAAUGUAUAUUCAAGAAAUUAAAAAUUAAUUACUUGCACAUUAAAUACUAAAAUAGAGAGAGACUGGGAUAUUCAAAUCAUUUAAGUCCUUUGAACAGAAACACAUGUCUAUAUAGUUUGUCACUCGUGAAAUCCUAUAGCCAUUUUUAAUUUAUAACUCAGAACAACGUUGAGAGAUCUGUUCAUCAAAGAAAUGUCAAACCCAACGUCUUUGUGUUUUUUCUAUGAACUCUCAAACUCUUCUUUCAUGGAAGUAAAUGAAGACAAGACCCCAUCUAUGCAAACUAAUCUUCAAGGAGAAGAAACUUCAUUAGGAAAGAGAAAAAUAUCUUCAAUUGUGGAGACAGAAGAUAAAAGGGAAGAGAAGAGAAUAGCCUUCUCCUCUCAAGAACCUCUAGAAGAAGAAGAAGACAUUGAUAUGAUCGAGGAAGAUCCAGAAAGAGAGGAUCAUAUAGAUAAUAACGAGAUAACCAUGGAAGACAACGUUCUUGAAGAAGAGUAUGUCGUUGACUUUUAUGGUUUCUUUUGAAACAUUAUCGUUGAAUUUAUUUUAUUUUUUUCCUUUUCGAAACCUAUCUUCUCUUGGCAUCUGCGUUGACUUUUUCUUAUAAUCUUUGCUUGAUUGCUUCCUAUGUCGUGUAAUUAUUUUUACUUAUUUGGAUAACUAAGAACUUCUAAGCCUUAAACCCCAUAACUUCCUCGGAUUAGAGACUACAUGAGAUUAACAGUCCAUGUAAUUAUAUAUACGAAAUGGAAAAAAAGAUUCUCUGUUUC
Brassica napus (rape) is the source of this 1078-nucleotide messenger RNA. RefSeq lists its product as uncharacterized. Bases 498 to 833 code for a protein of 111 amino acids. Lineage: Eukaryota; Viridiplantae; Streptophyta; Magnoliopsida; Brassicales; Brassicaceae. The record is from RefSeq and is a predicted model, not a curated record. The transcript has 2 exons.